GACGAAUUGAAAGCGAGGUUUGUGGUUUGCGUCCGAGAUUUGUACUCCGAAGGGAACUCGAUCGUCGCAAAACAAAUAUAUCAAAGCUGUUUCUUUUCUGGUAAUUAUAUUCAAGGAUGCCCUUACCGCCAGCACUCGUUGCACGCCUAAAGCAGAGAGGACUGAUCAAGCAAGAUAGUGAAGACCCACAUGAGGAAAUAAUUGCUGAAGAUUAUUCUGAUAUAAGUACGCCAAUAUUUCCACAAAAACCGUCAGAAAAGAUAACUGAAGAACCAAAAAAGAAAGAUGCUCUGGAAGGAGUCUGUCCUAAUCGAUCCAACAAAUGGCAUACAUGUAGUGAUUAUUGUGAAAAACGAUGGGUAAAACGACGGAAAAAAAAGGCUACAAAGGAAGUGAGUGAAGAGAUUCCAUCUGGUUGGGUAAAGGUUGCUGAUGAAAACACAGGCCAUGAAUAUUAUUGGAAUAUGGAAACGGAUCAAGUAUCAUGGCUGCCACCAACAGAUCCUAAAGCCAAAAUUACCCUACCAGAGUCCAAACUAAAGGAACAAGCAUCCAAAAAGGUCACCAUAGAAGCCGACAAUGAUGAUGAAGAGGAAUCUGGUCAUGUGGAGCCUGUCAUUGUAUAUGAAACUUGCUGGAAGUGUGGAAAAAAGAUCAAUAGUACAACUGGAAUUUGCAGAAUGUGUGAAAGAGGUAGUAAAGGAGGACCAAUCCGUGACUCAGACAGAAAAGAAAAAGGGCGUAGUGCACCAUACUUUAACAUUCAAAGGGGUCAACAUAAAAGAAAAGCCGAGUCUGAAGAGUUGGAUCCCAUGGAUCCUAGUGCAUAUUCCGAUACCCCAAGGUUUUUUACAGAGGGACGAGGUCAAAGUGGAGGCGGUCCAACAGGAAGUAGCAAGCCUUCUGGAGAAAAGGGCGAUGUGCCUGCCCUAGUGGGGAACCCCCGUGUAUCACCAGGGUUCUAUUCCCGCAUCUUCCUCAUUUCGAAGAGUGUAGGGGUGGCGUCCAGUCCUAGACCUCAGUCGGCUGAACAGAGUGCUAAGACAGGUGACCCAGCUGCUACACCAGUCGUUGGUCUAUCUGAACCCACAUCUCGACGAAUGGUUAGUACACAACCGAGACAGGGAGGUCUUAGUGGAGCACGUGCGGUUGACGUGCAGGAUCCACAUGUGAACCUGAAAUUUAGGGUUCAAUCAACGACCCAAGCGAUUACGGCUCUCCUUUGGCGGAAGGUCGCAUGGUACUUGGAAACAGGAACACCCCUAGUUCCAACGACUCUCUCGCUGACUCUCAUUACAGAUGCAUUGCCCCAGGAUGGAGCAGUCAUCUGA
Messenger RNA from Saccoglossus kowalevskii, 1331 nucleotides. RefSeq names its product polyglutamine-binding protein 1-like. Gene Ontology annotation, molecular function: protein binding. The record is from RefSeq and is a predicted model, not a curated record. NCBI's taxonomy places the organism in Eukaryota, Metazoa, Hemichordata, Enteropneusta, Harrimaniidae.